CACGGGUCCGCCGGAAGUCUGGGGGCGCGCCCUUGGAGGCGCUGGGUCCGCGCUGCUGGCGGUUGGUCGCUCCUGGAGCCAGAUUCAGCCUCCUGGAGGAACCAUGUCUCCUGCAACUUUGGGUGUCACCUGUUGCGCGAGGCGCAUGCAACUGCGCCAGAGAUGAAGUUUGAAUUCUCGUGAAUGUUGGGAGGAGGAAUGCCAGAACUCCAGGCGGAAAAUUAUCCAAGCAUGAGAAAUAUGUAGGCUGGGGAACCUGAAUCACCUCCCCCAGGAUGGACUUCCUAGUUCUCUUCUUGUUCUACCUGGCUUUGGUGCUGAUUGGUAGUGUUAUGAUCUGCAUCUGUUCCAAAACCCAUUACCUGAAAGGCCUGGUCAGCGGAGGUGCACAGAUAUUUUCCUAUAUAAUUCCAGAAUGCCUUCAGAGAGCUGUGCUAGGAUUGCUUCAUUACCUCUUUCAUACAAGAAACCACACCUUCAUUAUCCUGCACCUCAUCUUGCAAGGGAUGGUUUAUACUGAAUACACCUGGGAAAUAUUUGGCUAUUGUCAAGAGCUGGAGUUCUCCUCGUAUUACCUUUUUCUGCCCUAUGUGCUGCUGAUUAUAAACCUUUUUUUUUUCACCCUAAGCUGUGUAACUGAUCCUGGCACCAUAACAAAAGCCAACGAAUUAUUGUUUCUUCAAGUUUAUGAAUUCGAUGAAGUGAUGUUCCCAAAGAACGUGAGGUGCCCCACUUGUGAUUUAAGGAAACCAGCGCGAUCCAAGCACUGUGGUGUGUGUAACCGGUGUGUGCACCGUUUUGACCAUCACUGUGUUUGGGUGAACAACUGCAUCGGGGCCUGGAACGCCAGGUACUUCCUCAUCUACCUCUUGACGUUGACGGCCUCAGCUGCCACCAUGGCCAUUGUGAGCAUUGUGUUUCUGGUUCGGUUGGUGCUGUUGUCAGACUUGUACCUGGAGACUUACGUGGAUGACCUUGGACACUUCCAGGUUAUUGACACCGUCUUCCUUAUUCAGUACCUGUUCCUGACCUUCCCAAGGAUUGUCUUCCUGGUGGGCUUUGUGCUGGUGCUGAGCUUCCUCCUGGGCGGCUACCUGUGCUUUGCUGUAUACCUGGCUGCCACCAACCAGACCACUAACGAGUGGUACAGAGGUGACCGGGCCUGGUGCCAGCAUUGCCCCCAUGUGGCCCGGCUCCCAUCAGCAGAGCCUCAGGUCUACCGGAACAUUCACUCCCACGGGCUUUGGAGCAACCUUAGAGAGAUCUUUCUACCUGCUGCUGUACAUUAUGAGAAAAAGAAGAAAUAAGAAUGGGAAGAGGGUUACUGCCUUUUAAAUAUAGUAUAUGUUUAUUUAUACAUAUGGAUACUUUCUAA
Molecule: messenger RNA, 1375 nt
Organism: Rhinolophus ferrumequinum (greater horseshoe bat)
Lineage: Eukaryota; Metazoa; Chordata; Mammalia; Chiroptera; Rhinolophidae
Gene: ZDHHC4
Product: zinc finger DHHC-type palmitoyltransferase 4
Exons: 8
Coding region: 276-1307 (343 amino acids)
Biological process (GO): protein targeting to membrane; peptidyl-L-cysteine S-palmitoylation
Cellular component (GO): endoplasmic reticulum; Golgi apparatus
Molecular function (GO): protein-cysteine S-palmitoyltransferase activity
Source: RefSeq, a predicted model, not a curated record